AUGGAUAGCAAGAUUAAAGAUCUGAGAAGUCUAACGAUCACAGACUUAAAUCGUAUUUUCAAAGAAUAUCCAAAAUUAGACGAAUUAUCUAGUGUUAUAGAAACGGAUACAAUAUACCGUCUCCAGUUAAAUGACAUAAGCAGAAAUGAUUGGAAAGUUAUGGUUUACACAAAUAUUCUAUUUCAAGAGCGACCAACGAUCCCUCUCUGUAUUCUGUUACACGAUAAUAAGUCAGAAGAGUCACAUCUACAGUUAACAAAAUUAUUUUCAAACAACGCAUUAAUUGAAAAGAAAUGUGUAUUAAUCAGUGAUGCGGAAUUAUCGUUCAAAAAUGCAUUUGCUAACCAGUUCCCAUCAUUACAAAUGUUACGGUGUUAUAAUCAUUAUCAAGAAGAUCUGAAGAAAUGGUUAAAAGCAGAUUUUAAUCAGAAAUAUCGAACCGUAACACCACAAUUGCCCACAAAUGUGACUCCAACGGCAGAUACAACAAGUAAUGCAGCAACAACUUCUCAUGAUGCAACAUCAAAUAAUGAGGUUUAUACAUCAAUGAAAAGAGAUUAUGUAAACAAUCAUGUUGACGACGUUAUUAACUUAUUACACAGUAACUCAUUACAACAUUUUACUGACAACUAUAAUCAAUUAAAACACCGAUGGCCAGAAUCAUUCCACGAUUAUUUCUCAAAAUAUCAUCUACCGAGGAUAAAUGAACUUGGUGCAUGGAGUUCAAGAAAGCUUGGUCUAUAUGAUGAAUUGUCAGGUGUUACUAAAAACUGUUCAGAAAGUUACAAUAGCGUAAUUAAAAGUUGGGUUUGCUGGAAACAAUUAGCUAUGGACGUUUUUGUGCAGAUGAUGUACGAGUUAAUGGGGUAUUAUAUAAAUGAGAUUACUCAAGGAUUGACCGGUCAUGGUGAUUAUCAUUUGGUUCGACAGUGGGCUUAUUUAAAAACGAAAAUUCCAUUGUUUCGUCGGGUGGUGUCCUAUCAUCCUGAGGAAAUUUUAGAGAAAUUUAAACAAAAAGUAAAACCGGAUGCGCAACAACAAGCAUUUAUUGAAGGAGUUAAAUAUGGUCGUCCUCAAUCACCUUUGACUAUCGACAAUAUUCAUGAAACGAACGACAAUUGGUUACAACAAAUAGAUGUUACCGAUGUUGAACCGGAGACAGAGACAAUUUCCAUAAAUUCAAUGUCGGAGGAAACAACACGAAUAACCGAUCAAACUGUCGGUCGAUCAUCGCUAACAGUUACCGCAAAAGCGUCAUUAUUAAUCGAUCAAGAUUUUGUUAAUUUUGAUGGAAAAUUAAGAUCGUUUCUUGUACGAUCUCUGGACGACAAAGACGUCCAUAUAAUUGCUCUCAAAAUGUAUCUGAAAAUGCCGAUGAAAGAAUCUGAGAAAAAAAUGAAUGCUGGUCGAGAACGAAAACGAGUGAUUACUGAAACAAAAGAAGGUCAACCUGGACCAAAGCGUCCUAGACGAAGGGACAAAGCAAGAAAUAAGUUAUAUGAAGAAAGAGAGCUUAUUGAAAAUUUGAAGGCACCACUACCAGCUGUACUGGCAGUAGCAACACCUCGUCAACCUCUACAAGCUAUUGGAAAUGUUGUUUUAACCGCACCAUCGUCUUCUACCGCAUCAACAAAUUAUAUUUUGUCUAAUUCGCAAUCACCAUAUUUUCGAAAUGUUUCGCUUCGACUAUCUUCUCGUUCACAAUCAGUUGCACCUUCGUCUAUCAUGCAAUCGCUUCAUCAAAAUUUUUCUGUGCUUCCACCUACUCGUCAAAUAUCACCCACAAUACCAAUUAUCAUUCCACCUUCCAGUUAUAGUGUUAGCCCUCUCCCAUCUAUUCGUCCGCUAUCAAAUUCUAUGAUUAUCAGACUUUCAUCACCAAGAAGCAGUAUGUCAACCCCACAUUCUGAUACACAAUAG
Didymodactylos carnosus is the source of this 1920-nucleotide messenger RNA. NCBI's taxonomy places the organism in Eukaryota, Metazoa, Rotifera, Eurotatoria, Philodinida, Philodinidae. The record is from the annotation of a GenBank genome assembly.